Messenger RNA from Copidosoma floridanum, 708 nucleotides. RefSeq lists its product as uncharacterized. NCBI's taxonomy places the organism in Eukaryota, Metazoa, Arthropoda, Insecta, Hymenoptera, Encyrtidae. The record is from RefSeq and is a predicted model, not a curated record.
AUGGCACCAUUGCCAGUUGCUCGAAUUACUCCCGCUCGUGCAUUUCAACGUACUGGUGUAGACUACGCCGGACCUUUCAACAUAUUGUCGGCCAAGGGACGAGGCUUACGCGCUAGUGAGGGCUACGUAGCCGUGUUCGUCUGCAUGGCCUCGAAGGUAAUUCAUCUGGAGCUCGUGAGAGAUCUAUCAACCGACUCAUUUCUUGGAGUGCUAACCAGAUUUUGUGCUCGUCGAGGCUGGCCAACCAAGAUCUGGAGUAACAACGCCACCUGCUUCCGGGCUGCCGAUCGGAAGCUUCGUGACGCCAUCCAAGAUGCUGAAUUGCGCUGGAAUCGUAUCGCUGGGUCAUUGGCCAAUCAAGGGAUAUGUUGGAGAUUCAUCCCCCCUAGAGCCCCACACUUCGGAGGACUUUGGGAGGCUGGCGUCAAGUCUAUGAAAAGCCAUCUCCGCCGCACCAUCGGACCCCGUAAUCUCACCUACGAGGAGUUUUCCACUGUCCUAACCAGCAUCGAAGCCGUGCUCAACAGCCGUCCACUCACGCCAUUGACAGGAGGCCCAGACAAUUUGGACGUUCUUACCCCUGGAAAUUUUCUAGUCAAUGGAUCUCUAGACUCUGUCAUCGACUCCAGCUCUUCGACUCAGAAUCUCGAUCGUCUCACGCAUUGGGAUCUUGUACGCGACAUCAGUGUCCAAUUUUGGACUCGCUGA